GUCGUCGGUCCCGCCGUCUAGCGCCCCCGCCCUUCCGCCGUCGCGCCGCUCCGGCCCCGGCCUUCGUCUCGCCAUGUGGAGGCCGCUGCGUCCUGCUUCAACGGCGGCUAGGGACUUGGAUCAGGAUGCUCAUCGCCCGGAAUGGGACUUGGAUCAGUCGGGUAUUGGAUCGAUGCGCCAUCGGGUGGUUCCUCCAAUAGGCGUCGAUGGUUGGAAGGCACAAGGUCUGUUCAUCGGUGAGCAAGUCACCGAUGAGGAGGUCUGCACAGAUGGUACGCAAUCAGUUUAUUUCACUGACCUCCUAGUAAAUGAUGUUGAUGAAUCUCAAUUUGCCGCACCUACUAGUGAUCCAAUCUCCAAUGGAGCUCCAACAGCUGCCAAGAUUUCUCAGGGUAGGACCAAAAAUUUCACUACUCAGGAGGACAUCCUUCUUGUGUCAGCUUGGCUGAAUGUGGGCAUGGAUCCUAUUCAAGGAGUAGAUCAAUCACAAGGCACAUAUUGGGCAAGAAUACAUGAAUAUUUCCAUGCCAACAAAGAGUUUGAGUCAACGCGUUCUGAAUCCUCUUUAUUGAAUCGUUGGUCCGCAAUACAACAUGAUGUGAAUAUUUUCUGUGGAUGUAUGUCCAGAAUAGAGGCUAGGAACCAGAGUGGUUCCAGAGUUGAUGACAAGAUCGCAAAUGCAUGUGAAUUGUUUAAGGAGGAAGACAAGAAGCAUAGGAAGUUUAACUUGAUGCAUUGCUGGAAUAUCCUGAAGGACAAGCCCAAGUGGAUGGACAAUCGGAAGAAAGUUGGAUGUGCCAAAAAACCAAGCAAUAAGAAACAGAAGACAGUGGCAAAUUCAAGUCCUACAUCAGUUGAACCUGCUGAUCUUGAUGUCUAUUGUUCUGAUGCUCAACCAUCUGUAAGACCGGAUGGAAAGAAGGCGGCAAAACAGAAGCUACGACAGGGUAGAACCAUAGAAGCAGUGGACUAUCUGAUGGAAAAGAAGAAAGAAGCUGAUGUUGUGAGAGAGUUGAAGAAAGAAGAGAUGUGCAAGAAAGCCUUUGCUCUGCAGGAAGAGAGGUGCAAGAGAGCCUUUGCUCUGCAGGAAGAACGGAACAAAUUGGAGAGAGAAAAGUUUGAGUUCCAGAAGAAAGAAGCUGAGAAGGCUGAGAAGGUGGAAGAGGAGAGAAUUCUAGGUUUGGAUUUGAGCACAAUGAACUAAAAUCAGCAGAAAUAUUAUGAAUGGCGUCAGAACGAGAUUCUCGCUCGACGUUGCAAUAUCUAGAAGUUCAGCUCGUAGCGUAGUUCAGUUUCUGAAUGUUCAGCGUCCAGUGUCUGUGUGUUCAGUUCUGUUCUAAAUGUUUAGACUUCAGAGUCUGUGUUCAGUUCUGUUCUAAAUGUUCAGACUUCAGAGUCUAGAGUCUGUGUCGAAGUUCAGUGUCUAUGUGUGUGGCAGUAUGUGUGAUAUAGUAUGGUCCUAAUUUCAGACGGACAACAUUAUGUGUGCGGCAGUUUAUGUUUGAACUUCAGUUUCAGGGUCAUGCUAUUA
Oryza sativa Japonica Group (Japanese rice) is the source of this 1531-nucleotide messenger RNA. Its product is annotated as glutathione S-transferase T3. The record is from RefSeq and is a predicted model, not a curated record. Lineage: Eukaryota; Viridiplantae; Streptophyta; Magnoliopsida; Poales; Poaceae.